Molecule: messenger RNA, 572 nt
Organism: Prorocentrum cordatum
Lineage: Eukaryota; Dinophyceae; Prorocentrales; Prorocentraceae
Source: the annotation of a GenBank genome assembly
CGGCUCGCUCGCGUUGAUGGCCUCGGGGCUGUGAAGGACUGGUGCUUACGGCUAUCUCCGCAGCGUGGUGGGUGUGAUCUGAUCAGCGCGAUGUGGAAGGCGCUCUUCUCCCAUCUCGCCGGGGGCGCGCCAGUUUUUGCCUGCUGUUGCCCAGCGGUUGCUCAACUUCGGUUUUGGCUAGUCUGCUAUCGGCGCGGUCGUGGACACAGAUCGCGCCACCUCCUGCCUGGACGUGCUCUGCGGGCAUUCUGUCCAUACAAACGGCCACACAAGUUCUUCAUGGUUCUCGAAUGUACAUUCGGCCUGCCACGGCAUCCCGCUGGUUUACAGUACGCGCACCUGCUGCCGACUCGCUGGCGCGCCAAUUGGCGCACGCAGAUCAGCGUCCAGCUGGCCAUCUGCGGGGCGCGGGCGGUGCUGGACGCGCUGCUGUUCGGCGCGAAGCCUGUCGGCGCGCAGCGGCGCAGGCCGCAGGCCGGGUGGGUCACUUCUUUCUCCCAGCCCCCCUCCCCGCCUUUUCCUGUGGUGAGCAGCGUGGCUUGACUGACGGUGGCUAUGUGGCGACAGGGAGG